Molecule: messenger RNA, 1946 nt
Organism: Chaetomium fimeti
Lineage: Eukaryota; Fungi; Ascomycota; Sordariomycetes; Sordariales; Chaetomiaceae
Product: nucleophile aminohydrolase
Exons: 4
Coding region: 115-1896 (593 amino acids)
Biological process (GO): purine nucleobase biosynthetic process; purine nucleotide biosynthetic process
Cellular component (GO): cytoplasm
Molecular function (GO): amidophosphoribosyltransferase activity
Source: RefSeq, a predicted model, not a curated record
UCCCUCGUCGCGGAACUUCCCCAGCAACAGAGAGAGUCGCUCUUUCGAUCCAAUUGAGCUAGCUCUUUGUGUAGCCUGUUGUUGACUUGAGAUACCCCCUCCAAAUCCGGCAAGAUGUGCGGCAUUCUCGGCCUCAUCCUCGCCGACUCAUCCAGUGCCGAUGCUGCUGUCGACCUGCACGAGAGUCUCUACUACCUCCAGCACCGCGGCCAGGAUGCUUGUGGCGUGGCGACGUGCGCGACCGGUGGGCGGAUAUUCCAGUGCAAGGGCAAUGGCAUGGCGUCCAAGGUGUUUGAGGAUGGCAAGCGUGUUGCGGACCUGCCCGGGUACAUGGGCAUUGCCCACCUGCGGUAUCCGACAGCGGGAACAAACUCGAGCGCCGAGAGCCAACCGUUCUACGUCAAUUCCCCCUACGGCAUCUGCUUCGCGCACAACGGCAACCUGAUCAACGCCGGCGAGCUGCGAGACUACCUCGACAAGGAGGCCCACCGCCAUGUCAACACCGAUUCAGACAGCGAGCUGAUGCUCAAUGUCUUCGCCAAUGCCCUGAACGAGACGGGUAAGGCCCGUGUCAAUGUCGAUGACAUCUUCAGCUCCCUGGCCCAGACAUACGAGCGCUGCAAGGGCGCCUGGGCCGCCACGGCCAUGAUCGCGGGCUUCGGCAUCCUCGCUUUCCGCGACGCUUUCGGCAUCCGCCCCCUGAUCAUGGGCAGCCGGCCGUCGGCCACGAUCGAAGGCGGUACGGACUACAUGCUUUCGUCGGAGAGUAUUGCCCUCCGGCAGCUGGGGUUCCGUAACUUCCAGGACAUCCUCCCAGGCCAGGCCGUGUUCAUCCAGAAGGGCGGCAAGCCGCAGUUCCACCAGGUCGCCGAGGCGCAAGCGUACUCGCCCGACAUCUUCGAGUACGUCUACUUCGCCCGGCCCGACACCAUCAUGGACGGCAUCUCGAUCAACACCAGCCGGCAGAACAUGGGCGCCAAGCUGGCCGACAAGCUGCGCGAGGUGCUGGGCGAGGAGGGCGUCAAGGAGAUCGACGUCAUCAUCCCGGUACCCGAGACGAGCAACACGGCGGCGGCCGUCGUGUCGGAGCGCCUCAGCAAGCCCUUCUCCAACGGCUUCAUCAAGAACCGCUACGUCUACCGCACCUUCAUCCUGCCGGGCCAGAAGGCCCGCCAGAAGAGCGUGCGCCGCAAGCUGAGCGCCAUGGAGUCCGAGUUCAACGGCCGCGUCGUGUGCCUGGUCGACGACUCCAUCGUGCGCGGCACCACUAGCAGGGAGAUCGUCAGCAUGGCGCGCGAGGCCGGCGCCCGCAAGGUCAUCUUUGCGAGCUGCGCGCCGCCCAUCAAGCACCCCCACAUCUACGGCAUCGACCUGGCGACCCCGCAGGAACUGAUCGCGCACGAGAAGACGCGCGAGGACAUCGCGCGGCACAUCAACGCCGACGACGUCAUCUACCAGGACCUGGACGACCUCAAGGCCGCCUGCAUGGAGGUCACCCCCGGCGGCAAGGUCGAGGACUUCGAGGUCGGCGUCUUCUGCGGCCAGUACAAGACCGAGGUGCCCGAGGGCUACUUCGAGCACCUCAACCAGAGCCGCGGCAAGAAGCGCAAGAUGGCCGAGGGCGCCGCCGCCGCCGCUGCGCACACCGCCGUCGGCAAUAGCGGGCCCGUCAAUGUUGCUGCCAAGCGCGCGCUGGUCGAUGGCGGUGGUGUUGCGGUGCAGCCCGCUUCGGCUUCGGCUUCGGCUUCGGCUGCUGCGGCGGCGGCGGCGGAUGGUGGUGGUGGUGGUCAUGCGGAGCUGGCGAAUGGGGAGGAUAGGAAUGCGGGCAUGGCGAACCCGAAUAACAGGCAGGAUAUUAGCCUACACAACUGGGCGAACGAGCCAACGCCGCAAUAAAUCCCCCCCCCCCCCCACCGGGGUGUUUGGCGGUUGACAUCCUCUCCUUG